AUGUAUGAUGCUGGAAUUCCCUUCAAUGCUGUUAAAUAUGAUUCUUUUGAGCCUUGUAUCGAAGCUAUUGGACAAUUUGGAUCAGGGAUGAAACCUCCAUCAUAUCAUGAAGUGAGGGUUAAGUAUUUGAAGGAGUUGGCAAAUACGAACUCACUUCUCAAAUCCCAUAAAGAAGAUCAUGCUAAGUUGAGAAAUUUGCAAGAUGGAUGGAUGAAACCUCCAUCAUAUCAUGAAGUGAGGGUUAAGUAUUUGAAGGAGUUGGCAAAUAUGAACUCACUUCUCAAAUCCCAUAAAGAAGAUCAUGCUAAGUUUGGGUGCACAAUCAUGGCAGAUGGAUGGACAGAUAAAAAGGAUAAUGCAAGCUGCAAUGUCAGUACAGGUCGUCUUUUGGAAAACCGAUUUCCACACUUGUACUGGACUCCCUGUGCAGCUCAUUGUUUAGAUUUGUUGCUCGAGGAUAUAUUCAAAAUUCCUCAUCUUAGAAAAUUGCAUGAACGGGCGUUGAUGGUGAAUGGUUAUAUUUACAACAGACUGCAAGUAUUGAGCAUGAUGAGAGAGUUUACUGGACAGAGAGACAUGGUAAGAACCGCAAAGACACGUUUUACAACCACUUUUUUGACUUUAAAGCGAUUUCAUGUACAACAAGCAAAUCUGAGAAAAAUGUUUACAUCUGAAAAGUGGGCAAAUAGUCGAUUUUCCAAAGAGGUCGUAGGAAAACGUGUAGCAGAAGUGAUAUUGAUGCCUUCUUUUUGGAAAAAUAUGGUUUUUGCAUUAAAAGUUGGUGGUCCAUUGGUGAAAGUAUUACGACUGGUAGACGGUGAAAAACGGUCUCCUAUGGGUUAUAUUUAUGAGGCAAUGGACAGGGCCAAAGAAGCUAUCGUUGCGUCAUUUAACAAUAAUGAAGAGAAAUAUCGUAACAUUUUUGAAUUCAUUGACAAAAGAUGGAACAUCCAACUCCAUCGACCUUUGCACGUAGCCGGAUAUUUCUUGAAUCCAGAGUGUUUUUACUCAAACCCUGACAUAGAAAAUGAUACAGAAGUGAUGAAGGGUUUGCACAAGUGCAUAUCUAGAUUGGUGAGAGGUGAGGAUUUACAAGAUAAGAUCACGAAACAAUUGGAAAACUACAAGAAAGCAGAAGGACUUUUUGGUUUGCCAAUGGCUAUCCGACAAAGAACUUUAAAAUCACCAGAUGAUUGGUGGUCUUCUUAUGGUGCAUCAAUGCCUGUGAUCCGGCGGUAA
This is a messenger RNA of Zingiber officinale, 1239 nucleotides long. RefSeq lists its product as uncharacterized. Lineage: Eukaryota; Viridiplantae; Streptophyta; Magnoliopsida; Zingiberales; Zingiberaceae. The record is from RefSeq and is a predicted model, not a curated record. The coding region runs from base 1 to 1239 and encodes 412 amino acids. The transcript has 5 exons.